AUGGCGCCGCACGCACCCCAGCCGCUCGUCUGGAAGCCCGACGCCGACGAGCUGGCGGGCUCGAGCUAUGAAAAGUUCCGCAAGCUCGUCAACCGCAAGCACGGCCUCAGCCUCGAGACCUACGAGCAGGUCCACGCCUUCUCCAUCGACCGCCUCGAGGACUUUUGGGCCACGGUCUGGGACUUUGUCGGCAUCCGCGCCAGCCGCAAGUACGACAGGAUCAUCUCGGACCCAAAGGCGCUGCCCGGCGACCUGCCCGACUGGUUCGAGGGCGCCCGCUUCAACCUCGCAGAGAACCUCCUCUUCCCGCAGCAUCCCGGCAACAACACCGCCUGCUCGCGAGGAGCGCCGACGAGCUGGCCCGACGUAAACAAGACCGUCAUCUACGAUGUGCCCGAGGGCGGCGGACUGCGCGACUCGCCGCCCCACCUCCAGGCCAGAAAGGUCAGCUGGGGCGAGCUGCGGCGCCGCGUCGCCGUCAUGGCAGAGACGCUGCGCAGGAAGGGCGUCAAGGUGGGCGACCGCCUCGCCCAUGUCAGCGCCAACUCGGUGUCGCCCAUCGUCACGGGCCUCGCCGCCAACGCCGUCGGCGCCAUCUACUCGCUCAUCGCCACCGACUCGGGCCCGGACGCCAUCUUCGGCCGCCUGUCGCAGAUCCGCCCCAAGCUCAUCCUCACCGACGACGCCGUCAUCUACAAUGGCAAGGUGGUCAACGUCGCCGACCGCGUCGCCGACGUCGCCGAACGGCUGGCAGACGAGGGCAAGCUCGACGAGCCCAGCACCUUUGAGGUCGUCAUCGUGCGCAACGACCGGCUCGAGGACCGGCCGAGGUGGAAGAGCUCCAAGAUCAAGGCCACCGACCUGGGCGACUUUAUCAGGUCGGUCGGUCUCGACGAGGCCACCUCGUCGCCGCCCCACCGCUUCGAGCAGCUGCCCGCUGCGCGCCCCAUUCAGAUCUUUUUCUCGAGCGGGACCACGGGAGAGCCCAAGUGCAUCGUCCACUCGCAGAACGUCCUGCUGAGCGCCAAGAAGGAGGCGAUGCUGCACUACGAUCUCAAGGGCAACGACACGUUCCUCCAGGUGACUACGUGCGGCUGGAUCAUGUGGAUCUACCACUACGUCGCCCUGAGCGCUGGGGCGUCGGUCGUCACCUACGACGGCUCGCCGCUCUACCCGGACGCGCUGCACAUUGUCCGGCUGACGAGCGAGCUCAAGCUGGCCGGCUUCGGCGCGAGCCCGCGCUACCUGAGCGAGCUCGAGAAGCACGCCAAGUCGGUCGACGUGGUGCCGCGCCGCGACCUCGACCUGUCCAAGCUGCGCUUCAUGACGUCGACCGGCUCGCCGCUGUCGGUCAACAACGUCAAGUUCUUCUACGACAACUUCCCGGCGCGCGCCCACCUCUCGUCGAUCUCGGGCGGCACCGACCUGGCCGCCGUCAUCUGCGGACCGUCGCCGUGCCUGCCGCUGUACGGCAAUUUGAUCCAGUGCAAGCACCUGGGUAUGGACCUGCAGAUCUGGGACGCCGUGACGGGCGAGAACAUCGAAAAGAGCGGCGAGGCAGGCGAGCUCAUCAUCGCCUCGCCCUUUCCGACGCAGCCGGUCGGCUUUUUCGGGCCCGAUGAUCAGAAGGAGGCGCUGCACCAGAAGUACAUGGACUCGUACUACAACCGCUUCGAGGGCAAGAAGGUGUGGGCGCAGGGCGACUUUAUCUCGCGCGACACUGCGACGGGUGGCUUUGAGAUCCACGGCCGCAGCGACGGCGUCCUCAACCCCAGCGGCGUGCGCUUCGGGUCGGCCGAAAUCUACACCGUCGUGGAAAAGUUUCCCUUUGUCGGCGAUAGCAUCGUGGUGGGCCAGCGGCGACCGGGUCGCGACGAGCACGAGCGCGUGCUGCUGUUCAUCAAGAUGCGCGACCCGGGCACGCACCUGACGCCGUCGCAGCAGGGCGAGAUCAAGCAGGCCAUCAAGGUGGCCUACUCUGCGCGCCACGUGCCCGCGUUUAUCUUUGAGGUGCGCGACAUCCCGCUCACGCUCAACGGCAAAAAGACGGAGCUGGCCGUCAAGGCCAUCGUGUGCGGCGACACGAGGUUCAAGCCGAGCAGCGCCACGGCCAACCCGCAGAGCUUGGAGGAGUACAAGCAGUACGCCGAGAUCGAGGAGGUCGUCAGGCGCCAGGGCCUGCCCACCUCGAAGCUCUAG
Pseudozyma flocculosa PF-1 is the source of this 2199-nucleotide messenger RNA. RefSeq lists its product as uncharacterized. Bases 1 to 2199 code for a protein of 732 amino acids. The transcript is spliced from 5 exons. Gene Ontology annotation, cellular component: cytosol. Gene Ontology annotation, biological process: lipid metabolic process. Lineage: Eukaryota; Fungi; Basidiomycota; Ustilaginomycetes; Ustilaginales; Ustilaginaceae. The record is from RefSeq and is a predicted model, not a curated record. Gene Ontology annotation, molecular function: acetoacetate-CoA ligase activity.